Messenger RNA from Hemibagrus wyckioides, 3341 nucleotides. It is a transcript of the gene rnf130, whose product is annotated as ring finger protein 130. The record is from RefSeq and is a predicted model, not a curated record. Bases 337 to 1647 code for a protein of 436 amino acids. Lineage: Eukaryota; Metazoa; Chordata; Actinopteri; Siluriformes; Bagridae. The transcript has 9 exons.
CGGCCCCAUUUUUUGCAGGAAAAAAGAAGACGAGAGAGAGAGAGAGAGAGAGAGAGAGAGAGAGAGACGUCGAGAUUGGAGAUGAUCUGAGUUUGCUGAAGAAAAGCAGGCCGCGGAUCAGAAACACACAGCGCGCGAGGCUUUCACACCGGAACAGAUUUCCGUGGUUCUCUCCCGGUUGUCCGGUUGCCCCUCGGCGUUCCUGUGUGUCCCGGAUGUGGACAUGGCCGUGAGGUCGUUAUGGCGUGAGUCAGCGACGGUUUCACUCGGACACAGAGCACACGUGUGAAAGUGCUUCAUCAGUCUGUUUCACUGGAAUACAGAGACGCUGUGAAAAUGCAGACGAGACGGAGAACGUCUUCGUCCUGCAUCGCUUUGUUCCUGUGCUCCGUCCUUCUCUCGCUCGUCCUGCCCAGGUGUGUGUCCUGCGCAGGUACGGACAAAACGGACAAAACGGUGGUGAACAAAGAGGAAUAUUUAAGUGCUAUAAUUAACGCCACUGUGCAGGACAGCAAGGGAAACACCAAGCGUGUGAUAUCCAAGGAGGACGGCAGGUAUGGACAGAACUCGCCCAAAACGGAGGUGACUGGGAUAAUAAUUACACCUGCAGCUGUCAACGGAGUGGUGGACAUGCAGGGCUGCUGUCCGUACACUCGUUUCAUCAUUCCUCCGAAGACGACGCACUGGAUCGCUCUGCUUCAGAGAGGGAAGUGUAUGUUUAAGGAGAAGAUCCUGAAGGCCGCUGCCUUUAACGCCUCCGCUGUGCUCAUCUACAACAACAGCUCCAAGGAGGACACGGUCACCAUGGCUCAUGAAGGUACCGGGGAUACAGUGGCGGUGAUGAUUACUGAGUCGUUGGGGAAAGACCUGCUGUAUUUUGUGGAAAAGAAUGAGACGGUGUGGGUUUCGGUGUCAGUCGGUUCUCGAGGUCCAGUGAAGAACCUGAACCGCGGCUCGCUGGUGUUCGUCUCCAUCUCCUUCAUCGUCCUGAUGAUCAUCUCCUCCGCCUGGCUCAUCUUCUACUUCAUUCAGAAGAUCAGAGAUACUAAUGCACGUGAUCGAAGUCAGCGACGGCUUGGAGACGCGGCGAAGAAAGCCAUCAGUAAACUAACGACUCGGACGGUGAAGAGAGGAGACAAGGAAACAGAACCUGAUUUUAAUCAUUGUGCCGUGUGCAUCGAGGGAUACCAGCUGAACGACGUGGUCCGCAUCUUACCCUGCAAACAUGUUUUCCAUAAGAUGUGUGUGGAUCCGUGGCUGAACGAACACUGCACCUGUCCCAUGUGUAAACUCAACAUCCUCAAAGCUCUGGGCAUCAUGCCAAACCUGCAGUGUGUAGAUAAUGUGGCGUUUGAUAUGGAGCGGAUGACACGCACUCACUCCUCCAGCCAGCGGGUGGCGCUGAUGGACGUGUCAUCUGAGACCAGCGUCAGUGUGGAGCCGCUCACACGCUCCGGCUCGUCUCAGCUGCUGUCCGAGUCAGAGCUCACACACACACACACACACCGUAGCGGGGAGAUCAACAUCGCCGUCACCAGUGGCCAUUUUUUCGGCCGGACCUCGGGGUCUCCUCGCAGUGUGGUGUGUGAGAUGGAGCUGCCCGACAUUCAGACGUCUUUGGACAUGUUCGAUGAGAACAAAUCCUGAGAACACGCUUCCUUCCUGAUGACCUUUGACCCUCGUGCCCCACCCCCACCCCCUGAAGGAGGGGACUGACGUGUUUUCCUGCGGCAGUGAAAGGACUUUCAGGACUCUGGCUUUACAGAGAGUUUGUUUUAUUUGUCGUUUGCGGCUCAGACUCGCUCCGUGUUGAAAAUCUGAAAAUCGUCUUUAGCUCUGUGACGGAGUUUGGGAUGGACAAUCGUGACUGACGGAUGACAUUUAACCCUUUGAGAAAUGAUUUCCGGCUGAUUUUACGGCUCAGGUCGUGUCCCAAACGCUAAGUGUUCGAAGUCGGACCGCUAGCCAACAAGAACAGCUUAAUUAGCUAACAUUCCGCUAGCUAAUCAGCUUAUUAGCAACUAGUGUGUGUGACAGAUUUGACCGCUUGCUAUGUUCCAGAUAACACAGCUUUAACUUCACUACAAUCACAGAUUAGAAAAUAUCUGUGUAACAGUUUAUAUCUAGCUUCAGGAAAUUUCACCAAAUCCUGUGUGUAAAUCAUCGGUGGCUAACGUUAUAUUUAUCUUAAAUAUCUCAUUAGCAGUUGUGAAGAUGUUUAGCUAUUGUUAGCAAAUCGUUCUGCAACACAAAACAACACAAAACGGAUGAAACUGAGUUAUAAUAAAGUUAAAAAAAAAAAGUAAAACAUUUACACAGGAGCAUCAGCUAGCAUUUCAGAGCAUCAGCUAGCAUUAAAUCAGAUUAGCCAGCUAGCAAAAUGUCAUCAAAUAUCAUUAAAGUGCGCAAAAUCCAGUGGAAAUAACUUUUAGUUCAUUUUUUGCAGACUUUCUGAACUUAGCUCCUCGGACUGGUUUAUUGUGUGAACUCCAUACUGAGGGUGCUGAGGAACUUUAAGAUUAAAUGACAGAAAAAUUCCCUCAGGUCUCUGAAACUCAUCCUGAGGUCUACAGCAUGAUGCAGAUUCAUUCUGAUUUUAUACUCCUGUAAAUUUAUUCACAGGUUUUUGCUAAAUUCACAUUUUUCCAUUUAAAACUAAAACUUUUUCCAUAUAAACCUGAUUUAGGGGCGGAGCUAUACCUGAGCUGAGGUGGUGAUGUCACAAAACAGCUUGAUACAUCAGCAAGCUCUUUAUGUCUGAUAUACACGUUUUACUCUCCGGACAUGUUUUGCUAAGUUAGCUAUAGCGCGAGUGUUAGCAUAGCUAGCUAAUUGCUAACACACUUGCUAGUUCUGCAUUUAAUAGUUUAACCUUCCUCAGAUAACUUAGCCCACAUGUUCCUGAAUGAAGAGAUUCCAGGGUUCACAUCAUCGUUUUUCCUCUCCUCAUUUGCACACAGGUUGUGAUUGGUGGAGUUACAGAUGUAGCCCCGCCCCCAAAUCAGUUUCAUACGGAAGUCCUGAGGAAGUUUCUGUUCUAACUGAAAUGAAAGAAAUGGAGAAAAAGUUACAGAUGAUUCGAAAUGUGACAGCAAUAGUGAGGCAGGUUGGCUUGGUAACCCAAGCCGGCUAGAAGGCUAAGGUUCCAAUAGGAACACCAGGGAGGCGGGAACAUUAGCGUUUGGGACGGAGCCGGACGAUCUGAACCUCUUCCUCUUUAUGAGCUCCAUGUAGCUACAGACCACACCCACUCCAGAUGAUCAGCGUUACUUCCGUCUGCAAAUACUAUUUAAACCUGUAACUAACACCACGCCCCGUACGCUGCAGUACUAAUUAUAUAU